Molecule: messenger RNA, 945 nt
Organism: Cucurbita moschata (crookneck pumpkin)
Lineage: Eukaryota; Viridiplantae; Streptophyta; Magnoliopsida; Cucurbitales; Cucurbitaceae
Product: protein CURVATURE THYLAKOID 1C, chloroplastic
Exons: 6
Coding region: 202-642 (146 amino acids)
Cellular component (GO): thylakoid; chloroplast thylakoid membrane
Source: RefSeq, a predicted model, not a curated record
UCUGGAAAUCAAAAUCUUUGUGGUGCAGGUUGAAGCACCGAAGCACCGAAGGUCCGAAAUCUUAUCUUCUAUAGCUACAAGCGUAGGUUCGUCGAUCCAAGGCCACGAGUUCCCGAUAAUCCCAAAUUUUCUACUUAAUUUUUUAUUUGGGAGUGUAAAUUUCACUCAAACUUCAUUGAUUUCCGUUACUACUCACUAAUCAUGGCUUCCAUUUUUGCUACUCUACCUCCGCCAUUGUUGGCCCCUGGCAAAAGCUUCACUCCUCUGUUUACUUAUCAGAAGAAGCUCACUGUUUUUCCCAUUGCAAAGGGACGUUCUGCCAAUGGUAUUGUAAAGGCUAUUGGAGACAGCUCUGAAUCUUCUACUUCCAUUGAUAUUAUUAAGUCUGUUCGAAAUGUUUGGGAUCAACCUGAAGAUCGAUUGGGACUUUUUGGCCUGGGAUUUGCAGCUGUAGUAGGUGCAUGGACAGCAACAAAUCUUGUUACGGCUGUUGACAAGCUACCACUGCUUCCAGGUGUAUUAGAAUUCAUAGGAAUCCUGGUUUCUUGGUGGUUCGUGUAUCGCUACCUCUUGUUCAAACCAAACCGGGAAGAGCUUUUGCAGAUAAUCAACAAAUCAGUAGCAGAUGUGUUGGGACAGUAAAUUGCUCCUGUUCUUAAAGGUCCGAUUUGGUACAAUCUUCAUUAUCUUCGUUAUAUUUUACAAAGUGGUGUGAGUAAAGAGGGUUGGCCGCUGGGUUGGUUUCUGAAUUGUUUUCAACUGCUGGGUUGGUUUCUGAAUUGUUUUCAACUGUCAAAAGUGUGAAUUUUAACUGAUGUUGGUGUUUGAUUCAUCAAUGCAUUCCAAUCCUAUAUCUUCAAUUCUGUAGUUUAUACCUAUAUCAGUUUAUGCUUCAAAAAUUUCUGUCAUUGUUUCUUAUAAAAUCUAUGCUUUUAUUUGAUAUUA